Molecule: messenger RNA, 2893 nt
Organism: Chilo suppressalis (striped riceborer)
Lineage: Eukaryota; Metazoa; Arthropoda; Insecta; Lepidoptera; Crambidae
Source: the annotation of a GenBank genome assembly
CAACUUUUAGCGCGUGUGGGAGAGAUAAAAGAUAGUGGUCUAGAUUUUCAAUUUGGCUGUGCUACAUUAUAAUUUUCGAACGACCGUUGCUUUGAUUUGUCGACCAACCGUCCGCUGGAAAUAAAAAUUGUGUGUUACGCCGAAACAGGAGUUUAUCGUGUGUGUUUAUUGUAAAAAAUCACCAUGAGAUCCGCAAAAUCCAAGCAAAGACUGAAUGAAAUGCGGACUCCGGCUAGAAGUAAGCAAAAUCUGUGUACGGGAGAUCGAGAUCCUGUUCAUGUUUACUGUCGGUUGCGGCCUAUGCAAAAAGACACUGAUAUAGCGUGUAUGAAGAUAAUUUCGCCUACAACUGUCCUCUUGACGCCUCCAAGCUCAUCUAUAAGUUACAGAAACGAAAAUGUCAAGACCAUGGAGUACACAUUCAAAGAAGUUUUCCCACCAGAAACUUUGCAACAAGAAGUAUUCGACAAAGUCGCGUUACCGCUGGUUGAAGGACUAAUCAAAGGUAAAAACGGCUUAUUAUUUACAUACGGAGUGACGGGUAGCGGGAAAACGUUCACAAUGACUGGGGAGCCUCUAAAUUGUGGUAUACUACCCAGAGCUUUAAACAUAAUUUUCAAAUCUAUAAAUGACUUCCAAGCACACAAAUACGUCUUCAAACCAGACAAAAUGAACAUGUUCGAUAUUCAAACGGAGGCUGAAGCCAUGUUAGAAAGACAGCAAGAGUUGCACAAGUUCAAAAGUAACAGAAAAAAUAAUUCAAACCCCGAUUUGGCCAUGUCCUCUACAGAUAUAACUAAAGUAGAAGGCAUUAAUGAAGACAAUCAGUACGCUGUGUUUGUGACUUAUGUUGAAAUUUACAAUAACAGUGUAUUUGAUUUGCUAGAAGAUGGGCCCAUUAGUAAAAACUUACCUGUUAAACUUAUAAGAGAAGACGGAGCGCACAAUAUGUAUGUGCACGGUGUCACUGAAAUUGAAAUAAAAUCAGCAGAAGAAGCAUUCGAAGCAUUUUACUUGGGUCUCAAAAGGAAAAGAAUGGCACAUACAACUUUAAAUGCAGAAUCAAGUCGUAGUCAUUCUGUUUUUACAAUAAGAUUGGUGCAGGCACCAGUUGACGAAAUGGGUGAAGCUGUUAUACAGAAUAAGAAGUUUCUGUCAAUAAGCCAGUUGAGUUUAGUAGAUUUGGCUGGCAGCGAACGUACUAACCGUACAAAAAAUACUGGGCAAAGGCUAAGAGAAGCUGGGAACAUCAAUAAGUCUCUGAUGACAUUAAGGACUUGUUUGGAAAUUUUGAGAGAAAAUCAGUCUGGAGACAUGAAAUCAAUGGUGCCAUACCGUGAGUCAAAGAUCACACACUUGUUUAAAAACUUCUUUGAAGGUGAAGGGCAGGUCCGUAUGAUUGUCUGUGCUAACCCUCGUGCAGACGAUUACGAUGAGACAUUGCAAGUGAUGAGAUUUGCUGAAAUGGCCUCCGAAGUCGAAGUGGCUAAGCCACAAAUAAAUAACAUUGCAGCUUCAAUUGGACUUAUGUCUGGAAGGCGUAAAGCUAAUAGACUAUUUACAACAGCAAGGGAGAACAUUAUCCGUCCAGAAGCUAAAGACUUGGAAUUAGACUUAGGGUUGGUCUACAGUCUUGGACCUGAUUUUCCGAGCCUAGAAUUGAAUAGUUCCCAAGCUGCACAUAUCAUAAAAGAACUGAUGGCACAUUUGGAAAUGCGUAUAAGUAGAAGGGAAGCAUUGAAAAGAAGUAAAUCGCUAAAAGAUGAAAAGCUUAGAUCUGCUUUGUUAGAAUUAGAGAAAGACUCUUUAGAAGUAAGAAGUGAAAAUGUGUCACUCAGAGGUCAACUGGCAGCUGCUGAACGUCGCGUGAGAGCUUUGGAGGAACGCUUGACAGCUACAGAGAACGCUUCGUUAUCACAUCAACGUAAACUUGCCGAGUUGACAGAAUAUUCGUCAUCCUUAAAACGAGAAUUACAAGAAAAGGACCUACUAUUAAGUCAGAACAAGCUUGACAAAGAGAAGCAGAAAAAGAUACUGGAGCGGAAGUACAACCACAAAAUCGCAGUUGAACAUGAGAAAGCAAAAGAAAUGCAUACUGAGAAAGAAAGGCGACUGAAAAAUGCUAUAGAGGAGAAGGAGAAUCGUUUGAGGAUCAUCGCUGAAGCUUUGAAUUCGGAAAGGGGUGAUAAUGACUUGGUUAUGCCGAAAAGUACAGGAGAUGUUGGAGCACAAACAGCAAGAGAUUUCACUCCUGGUUCGACGCCUAGGGCGUUGCCAGCCCAUCUUCUCACACCAUUCAGCUCUGUUCCUCAUACUAGAGAAACUAGAGACACUCCAGCGUCGUCUAGGCGUGGCGUUGCUGUCGCUAAUCCAAGGCACAGGCGGUCUUUAUCCGCCGACGGGCGAAAUUGGGUCGAGCACGCUCCAAACAAACUUGUACCAAUGGGCACAGUAAUGAAACCGAGUAUAACAAACUGUAAGGUCGUGAACAAGUUGAAGUCGGUGAAGGACAUUGCCAAUUCGAAAACCUCCAAAUACUGUUUGAUAUCGCAAGAGCAGGAUACAGAUGGUGAGUUGGAAACUAAAUUGUAUAAAGGAGACAUUGUUCCGACUAGCGGGGGAGGUGCUCAAGUCAUUUUCAACGAUGUGGAAAUGCUGAAACAGUUUUCACCGAACAGGGAGUCGCAGUCAAGAGUUUCCACGGGCACCACUUGCGCAAGGCAUUCUGGUAAGAGAAGAGACACUGCUUGUUCCCCACCCCAAACACCCUCAAAUACCAGUAAAAAACAAAGGGUAGAUGAUGAUUAAAACAGUAGAAAAACAAUAUUUAUUUUCAUGAAAAUAAAGAUUGUUAUUUGUUAUAACAAAGUAACAGAGUACAAUAAACAAAAUU